Molecule: messenger RNA, 1458 nt
Organism: Beta vulgaris subsp. vulgaris (sugar beet)
Lineage: Eukaryota; Viridiplantae; Streptophyta; Magnoliopsida; Caryophyllales; Amaranthaceae
Exons: 1
Coding region: 1-1458 (485 amino acids)
Biological process (GO): telomere maintenance; DNA repair
Molecular function (GO): DNA helicase activity
Source: RefSeq, a predicted model, not a curated record
AUGAUUGUGAGAGCAGAAAUACCACAUGAUCAACAAGAACCAGAAUUGUACAAAAGAGUUCUAAAACACAUGAUUCAUAAUCCAUGUGGUAUUCAUAAUAGAGAUUCUUCAUGCAUGAAACAAGGGAGUUGUAAGAAAGGAUUUCCCAAGUCCUUUAAUGAUGCAACAAUGCAAGGAAAUGACUCAUAUCCUCUAUACCGUCGCCGACAAGAUCGUCCACCUAUUCCAUUGCGCCAACAUUCCCGGAUCAAUGUAGACAACCGGUGGGUAGUUCCCUAUAAUCCAUUUUUGCUCCAAAAAUAUGAUUGUCACAUCAAUGUAGAGAUAUGCAGUAGCAUUAAGUGUGUCAAAUAUCUCUACAAAUAUAUACAUAAGGGUUCAGAUAGAGUAUCCAUGGAAGUUAAGAAUGGUGAUGAGAUUGCACAGUAUGUGGAUGCAAGAUGGAUUUGUGCACCCGAAGCUUUUUGGAAAAUUUACAAAUUCCCUUUGACUCGAAUGUGUCCAGCUAUAGACCGUUUGCAAGUCCAUUUGCCAAACAUGCAUCAAGUGAGAUUCGAAGGGAACAACCUAAUCUCAGACAUAUUAGAAGACCCGAGAAACUCGAAAACAAUGCUAACUCAGUUAUUCAAGAUGAAUGAAACUGAUCCAGGUGCAAGAAGAUAUCUUUACAGAGAAUUUCCAGAGCAUUACAGGUGGCUUAAGUCUUCGUCUGAGUGGCAGCGAAGGAGAAGUAAUCAGCGGGUUAUGGGCCGAUUGUAUGUAGCUUCUCCACUUGAAGAAGAGAGAUUUUACCUGAGAUUAAUGCUCAACCAUGUGCGAGGUCCUCAAUCAUUUGAAGACUUAAGAACAAUUAAUGGUAUCACAAAACCAACAUUCCGAGCUGCUGCGGAAUCCCUCGGUCUAAUUGAGAGUGAUGAAAGCAUCCGUCAGUGUCUUCUGGAAGCAUCUAUCUGUCAACCAACUGGAUUACGCGCCCUAUGGGACGAGUUCUUCACCUUCAUGGUUGAGGAUUAUCCAUCUUCAAGCACGACAACUAACAAUGAUGUUCUCACUCACAAGUUCUUACAAGACUUGGACCGUUUAUUACGGCCAUUGCGAAAAACAAUUUCUGACUUCACAGAGUUGCCAAGUUUACCAAAAAGAACUGAGGACAUCGACGAUCUUCCUGCAAUCAUGGAGGAGUAUUUUUCUGUGCCUGUUCCAAAAGAGGAUAUGAUGUGUGUAAACAAUCUUAAUAGCGACCAACGACAUACGUUCGACACAAUUAUGGAUGUUGUCACUUCAAAAACUGGAGGAGCUUUUUUUGUUGAUGGCCCAGGAGGUACAGGCAAAACAUUCUUAUACAUAGCACUCCUAGCUACCGUAAAAGGAAGAGGUGAAAUUGUUGUUCCCACGGCAACAUCUGGUAUUGCAGCAACGUUGUUGCAUCAGGGAAGAACAUCACACUCGACUUUUUAG